Molecule: messenger RNA, 1358 nt
Organism: Mugil cephalus (flathead mullet)
Lineage: Eukaryota; Metazoa; Chordata; Actinopteri; Mugiliformes; Mugilidae
Exons: 10
Coding region: 85-1008 (307 amino acids)
Source: RefSeq, a predicted model, not a curated record
AGAGAGGGGAAGACAGGGUGAGAGAAGGCAGCCUUUAUUCAGGCUUUCUUUACUCCAGACGGUUUUCUGCUUCUUGUGUCAAGGAUGUGGCUUGUUAGUAGUAGUGGACGACCACACUUUAUGUAUAUUCUAAUACUUGCUUCUCUACAGCUUUGGGGAAGACUUUCAGCUUCUACUUUUCCUCCUCCUCCUCCAUCUCCUCCUCCAGCACCUACCCUGGAAAUAAAUUUGAGAUCAAAGGACUCACUGGUUCUGGUUUGCCGAGCACCUGAGGGACACCAUGGGGUGGUGUUCAUGUUGUACAGGGUCAGAAAAAAGGUGGACUCUCGGGACCUGCAGUCUGGUGCUGACCAGGUUCAGUUCACUGUCAGGAUGAGAGAGUUGGGUUCAGACCAAAAUAACCUUUACUGCUGUCAGUACAAGAACCAGGAGGGCCACUACAGUGUGGUCAGUUCCUACUUAGAAUUGGACUACCAAAAAGAUGUGCUCCCAGACAUACUUCCAGUUCCUACCCUUGCUCUGGAUCAGCAGACAGAUGUAUGGCAUUUGCUCUGCACGGGGUCUCCUGCAUACCCCGGCGCUGUGUUCUCACUCUUCCUGGCAGAUCAAAGGCUUCCUGUUGCCACACUUCAUGCCAAGGUGAUCCAACAUCAAGUGAUCUUUCCAGUGCCUGUCCAGGACACUCCAGUUGCUUUGUACCAGUGCCAGUACAGCAUCCUACUGGCAGGGAAGUGGAGCAACUCUGAGCGAAGCAUCGCGUUGGCUGUAACCAGAGGAUCCAUCUAUCCAUUGUCAACAGACUCAUCACAUGUGGAUUGGCCUCUUGUGUUGGGUUCUUUCUCUGCUGUGGUAUUGUUCCUCUGUUCAUUGAUAGUUGUGGCUGUGGUGGGACACAAGAAAGUAAAAGCAGCUGCAGAGGAAAAGAAGAAAAGGGAGGAGGCCCAGUUCUGGACUCAACUUCAUGCCAAAGACCAUAUUGUUGUGCUUAAUGAUGUUUUCAGACCUUAGACUCAGCCGGACAAGCUUCACUUCUCAGGAAUGGAUCAGCAGGGAUGCUGAAACAGCCUCCAGACCCCAUCUUUGGAACCCUGUGUCCACAUUCACUCCAAUCCAUUAGAAAUGUUUGUUUCCUCUCUCCCUUCCUCUCUCUCUCUCUCCCUCUCUUUGUGCUUGUAUAUACUUUAACAUAGUUUAUCAGUGUAGCAUCAGAUGGCGUCACACAGCAGGACAGGAAAGGCUGUUUCCUCAGUUCCUAUUUUCAUGCGCAGCAGCAACAGUACAGGUUGACAGGAUGCAAUGUUUGUUUGAUCUUGCAUGUAACUGAGCCAAUGAAUCUAAAUACAGAUUUUAUUAUUGGG